Pistacia vera is the source of this 1158-nucleotide messenger RNA. RefSeq names its product probable serine/threonine-protein kinase WNK11. The transcript is spliced from 3 exons. Gene Ontology annotation, cellular component: cytoplasm. NCBI's taxonomy places the organism in Eukaryota, Viridiplantae, Streptophyta, Magnoliopsida, Sapindales, Anacardiaceae. Bases 89 to 976 code for a protein of 295 amino acids. The record is from RefSeq and is a predicted model, not a curated record. Gene Ontology annotation, biological process: intracellular signal transduction; protein phosphorylation. Gene Ontology annotation, molecular function: protein serine/threonine kinase activity; ATP binding.
CCCCAAAACACUUUAGCUUUUCCAUGCUUCGUGCUUCGUUACCCUGCUUUUGCUUUUUCUCGCUUUAUGCUUCUCGUUGCUGCGUUUCAUGAUGCCUAGCGUUAAUCCCGAUUCAUCCGAUAAGGAUGCGGAGCCGUUUGUGGAAGUUGAUCCCACCGGCCGAUACGGGCGAUACAAUGAACUUCUCGGGUCAGGCGCAGUGAAGAAAGUAUACCGGGCGUUUGAUCAAGAAGAGGGCAUUGAAGUUGCAUGGAAUCAAGUGAAAUUGCGAAACUUUUGCGACAAUCCGGCGAUGAUCGAGCGGCUUUACUCGGAAGUCCGGUUGCUCAGAACCCUAAUGAACAAGAACAUCAUCUCCCUGCACAAUGUGUGGAGAGAUGCAGAUCAUAACACGUUGAAUUUCAUCACCGAAGUUUGUACUUCCGGCAACCUGAGAGACUACCGGAAAAAGCACCGGCAUGUCUCCAUGAAAGCCCUGAAAAAAUGGUCUAAACAAAUACUCAAGGGCUUGAAUUACUUGCACACUCAUGAGCCUUGUGUAAUUCACAGAGAUCUCAAUUGCAGCAAUGUUUUCGUAAACGGAAACAUUGGUCAGGUUAAAAUCGGUGAUCUGGGUAUGGCGGCGAUAGUGGGGAAGAACCAUUCGGCGCAUUCGAUUCUCGGUACACCGGAGUUCAUGGCGCCAGAGCUUUACGACGAAGAUUAUACAGAAAUGGUGGAUAUAUAUUCAUUUGGGAUGUGUGUUUUGGAGAUGGUGACACUUGAAAUUCCCUACAGUGAAUGUGACAAUAUUGCAAAGAUUUACAAGAAGGUUUCAUCUGGGGUGAGGCCGGCGGCUCUGAGCAAGAUCAAGGAUCAAGAAGUGAAGGAUUUCAUUGAGAGGUGUCUUGCUCAACCUAGGGCGCGGCCGUCGGCGGCGGAGCUUCUUCAUGACCCCUUCUUUGAUGGUAUUGAUGAUGACGAAAACGAUAUAUGAUAGUGUUUGUUCAUGAUUAGGUUUCUUUUGAACCAGCUCUGGAUUCAAUUUCUCUUUUUCUUUCUAGUUUUCUAUGAUUGAAUUGAAUUUUCUAUAAUUAGGAUAAGGAUUUGAAGUAGUGGGGAUGGGAGACUAUGAGAAUUGCUUGUUGGAGAUGAUGAUGUCAUUUGUUUCUAAUUGUA